Messenger RNA from Antrostomus carolinensis (chuck-will's-widow), 3660 nucleotides. RefSeq names its product pre-mRNA 3' end processing protein WDR33. Gene Ontology annotation, biological process: mRNA 3'-end processing. The annotation marks the transcript as partial. Gene Ontology annotation, molecular function: protein binding. NCBI's taxonomy places the organism in Eukaryota, Metazoa, Chordata, Aves, Caprimulgiformes, Caprimulgidae. Gene Ontology annotation, cellular component: mRNA cleavage and polyadenylation specificity factor complex. The record is from RefSeq and is a predicted model, not a curated record. The transcript has 16 exons.
GACAUGGAGCGGAUGUGAAAUGUGUUGACUGGCAUCCAACAAAGGGGUUAGUUGUAUCAGGAAGUAAAGAUAGCCAACAGCCCAUCAAGUUCUGGGAUCCAAAGACUGGCCAGAGCCUUGCCACACUACAUGCUCAUAAAAACACAGUGAUGGAGGUGAAGCUGAAUCUGAAUGGCAACUGGCUGCUAACGGCUUCUCGUGACCAUCUCUGUAAGCUCUUUGACAUUCGUAAUCUGAAAGAAGAACUUCAGGUCUUCAGAGGUCAUAAGAAGGAGGCCACAGCUGUGGCCUGGCAUCCUGUUCAUGAAGGGCUGUUCGCCAGUGGAGGAUCUGAUGGCUCUUUGUUGUUCUGGCACGUUGGGGUUGAGAAGGAGGUUGGUGGAAUGGAAAUGGCCCAUGAAGGAAUGAUCUGGAGUCUGGCGUGGCAUCCCCUUGGACACAUUCUCUGUUCAGGCUCAAAUGAUCACACCAGCAAGUUUUGGACUAGAAAUCGUCCUGGAGAUAAAAUGCGAGAUCGUUACAACUUGAAUCUGCUCCCUGGGAUGUCAGAGGAUGGUGUGGAAUAUGCUCCGGGAGAUGAUCUGGAACCCAAUAGUCUUGCAGUUAUUCCUGGGAUGGGAAUACCUGAGCAAUUGAAAAUAGCCAUGGAGCAAGAGCAGAUGGGGAAAGAUGAGUCCAAUGAUAUUGAAAUGACAAUCCCAGGACUGGACUGGGGAAUGGAGGAAGUAAUGCAAAAGGACCAAAAGAAGGUGCCACAGAAAAAAGUGCCCUAUGCAAAACCAAUACCAGCACAGUUUCAGCAGGCCUGGAUGCAGAAUAAAGUUCCUUUGCCUCCUCCACCUGAGCCAUUGAAUGAUAGAAAGGAAGAUAUUAAGCUGGAGGAGAAAAAGAAGACACAGGCAGAGAUUGAACAGGAAAUGGCAGCACUUCAGUACACAAACCCACAACUCUUAGAGCAAUUGAAGAUUGAGAGACUUGCACAAAAGCAAGCUGAGCAAGUGCAGCCACCACCUCCAGGAGGCUCUCUUCACGGACCCCAGCCUUUUCCAGGGCAAGGCCCAAUGUCACAGAUGCCUCAAGGGUUUCAGCAGCCCCUUCCACCUCAACAGAUGCCAAUGAAUAUGCCUCAGAUGGGACCUCCUGGUCCACAAGGACAGUUCAGACCUCCGGGACCCCAAGGACAAAUGGGACCUCAGGGCCCAUUACACCAAGGAGCUGCAGGUCCACAAGGGUUCAUGGGACCACAAGGACCUCCAGGCCCCCAAGGACCUCCGCAAGGAAUGCCACGGCCUCAGGAUUUACAUGGACAUCAAGGAAUGCAGAGACAUCCUGGUCCUCAUGGGCCAAUGGGACCUCCAGGUCCACAGGGUAAUGCUGGCCCACAAGGCCACUUAGGACCACAGGGUCUGCCUGGGUCUCAAACUCAUUUAGGACCCCAGGGUCCACCUGGCCCACAAGGUCACCUGGGUCCUCAAGGUCCCCCUGGUGGUCAAGGAAUGCAAGGGCCACCUGGUCCCCGAGGAAUGCAAGGACCUCUUCCUCAUGGCAUGCAAGGAGCUCCAGGAUCUCAAGGGAUGCAGGGCCCUAUAUCUCAAGGGCCUUUGAUGGGACUUAAUCCAAGAGGGAUGCAGGGUCCACCAGGACCCAGAGAUAACCAGGGACCUAAUCCACAAGGGAUGAUGAUGGGUCAUCCACAAGAAAUGAGAGGUCCUCAUAUGCAAAGUGGUUUACUAGGACAUGGUCCCCAGGAGAUGAGGGGCCUCCAGGGACCCCCACCUCAAGGUACAAUGUUAGGACCGCCACAAGAAUUGCGUGGGCCACCAGGUCCGCAAGGCCAGCAGGGACCUCCACAAGGCUCUUUAGUGGGGCCUCAAGGAAACAUGCAAGGACCUCAGGGACAACCGAAUCCUUCAAGGGGGCCGCACCCUUCCCAGGGCCCUCUGCCUUUCCAGCAGCAGAAAACACCUCUGUUGGGUGAUGGGCCUCGUCCCCCGUUUAAUCAGGAUGGACAGAACCCAGGUCCUCCACCACUGAUACCAGGUCUGGGGCAGCAGGGAGGACAAGGUCGUCUUGGCCCUCACAACCAAGGACCUGGUCUUAAUAAAGGUGACUCCCGUGGUCCACCAAACCAUCACAUGGGCCCUCUCUCAGAUAGAAGGCACGACCAGAACAGUGGUGGUCCUGAUCAUGGGCCUGAGAGAGGGUUGUUUCGAGGUGGCCAGGAGUGGGGUGAUGGUAGAGACAGCAGGGGCAUGCCAGAUAGACGAGGACCUCACCCAGAUUUCCAUGAUGACUUUGAUCGACCAGAUGACUUCCGUGACGACUUCCAUCCAGAUAAGAGAUUCGGCCAUCGAUUACGGGAAUUUGAGGGGAGAGGAGGCCCACCAUUGCAAGAUGAAAAAUGGAGACGAGGUGGACCUGGGCCUCCCUUUCCUCCUGAUCACAGGGAAUUUGAAGGAGGGGGUUCAAACCGUGGGCCUCCUGGUGCUUGGGAAGGACGGAGACCUUCAGAUGAUAGAUAUCCACGGGAUCCUGAGGACGCACGGUUCCGAGGAAGACGGGAUGAGAGCUUCAGAAGAGGAGGACCCUCGAGACAUGAGGGCCGGGGACCCAGGGGGAGAGAUGGCUUUCCUGGCCCUGAAGAUUUUGGGCCAGAUGACGCUUUUGACUCUCCAGAUGAAAACUCAAGAGGAAGGGACCAUGGUGGUCGGGGGCGAGGUCGUGGUGCUCUUAGAGGAGGCCGGAAGGGUUUACUUCCCACUCCAGAUGAAUUUCCACGCUUUGAAGGAGGGCGGAAACCAGAAUCCUGGGAUGGAAACAGAGAACCAGGUCCUCGUCCAGAUCACCCUCCUCAUGAUGGGCAUUCUCCAGCUAACAGAGAACGUUCUUCUUCGCUCCAGGGCAUGGACAUGGCCUCAUUGCCACCACGUAAACGUCCCUGGCAUGAUGGACCAGGGACCUCUGACCACAGAGAAAUGGAUCCUCCAGGUGGACCACCAGAGGAGAGGGGCAAAGGACGAGGAAAUUCAGGACCCUCACAGAGAGCACCAAAAUCUGGGAGGUCUAGUUCUUUAGAUGGAGACCAUCACGAUGGAUUCCACAGGGAUGAAGCUUUUGGUGGAGGCCCUGCAGGAGGCAAUAACCCUUCUCGAGGAGGAAGGAGCGGAAGUAAUUGGGGAAGAGGAAAUAACAUGAACUCUGGUCAAUCAAGAAGAGGAGCAUCUAGGGGUGGUGGAAGAGGCCGAUAGAAGAGGCUUUGACUGGGUCACACCCAGUCCUUCCUGGACAAUAUUUAAAUAGACUGCUACUCUGGACUUACAAAGUAACCCUGCAACACCACAAACCUGGAUUCCUAACUGGGAUAACUGAAUGUGCAUUAGUUCCUAACAAGGGUCUUUUCCUAGAUCAACCAACUGCUACUAGCUGCAAUUUUGUAGCUAGCUUUCUGUUUUGUCCUCUCCACCCGUUUUCCUCACCUUCUUUUUACCUACUUGGUUUUGUGCAGAGCUGGAAUUUUUUUUAAGUGUUGUGAGAUAUGGAGCACCUCCACAGAUUUCAGUUCACCUCCAGAGAGAAACUUGUUUCUAUAUGUACAGUUUGUCAGAAGUUACGUUGUUUUUGUAUGAAUACAGAAUGUAAUUUGCGCAAAAAUUAACAAAA